CUUGGAGAUUGGUCUGCUCUGCGCUCGGCCCUGCCCAGCGCUACUGCUACCGCCGCCCCCGAGAACGGCGGAGUCAACUCGCGGCGAGCAAGGCUUGAGGGAGGCGGUGGCUUCCGCAACGAGCAAAGAGUACUCUAGUCUCCUGAGUCCAGAGGACUAAACAUGCUACCAGAGAAAGAUUCUAAAAAGCUUGGGGAGAGGGAUCCCAAAGAAGACCCAUCUGUCACUCUCUUUCGGGAGUAUCUGAGAAUCAAGACAGUCCAGCCUCAGCCUGAUUAUGACACAGCAAUAAAAUUCCUGGAAAGAAUAGCUUCUGAACUUGGUCUACAGUGUUUGAAAGUGGAGGUCUGCCCUGACCGUGUGAUCACCAUUCUGACUUGGCAAGGCACAAACCCACAACUCCGCUCCAUCUUACUGAAUUCUCAUACAGAUGUUGUGCCCGUAUUUGAGGAAUAUUGGCAGUAUGAUCCUUUUUCGGCUUUCAAGGACUCUGAGGGAAAUAUCUAUGGACGGGGAACUCAAGAUAUGAAAUGUGUAUCUAUCCAAUACCUAGAAGCCAUACGGAGGCUGAAAGCUGAAGGAAGACAUUUUUCACGAACCAUUCAUAUGAGCUUUGUCCCAGAUGAAGAGAUUGGGGGCCACAAGGGGAUGGAAUUGUUUGUGAAGACUCCAGAGUUUGCAGCGCUUAAUGUUGGCUUUGCCUUGGAUGAAGGCCUGGCAAACCCAACGGACACUUUCACUGUAUUCUAUGGCGAGAAAUGCCCAUGGUGGAUUAAAGUGAAAGUACAAGGGAAUCCGGGACAUGGAUCCAGAUUCAUUGAGAAUACAGCUGCUGAAAAGAUGCACAGAGUGAUCACUUCUUUCCUAGAAUUCAGAGAACAUGAAAAACAAAGAUUGAAAACAGGAGAGCAUCUCACAUUAGGAGAUGUAACAUCUGUGAACCUGACCAUGUUGAAUGGAGGCGUAUCAUUCAAUGUGGUCCCCUCUGAGCUCUCUGUUGCCUUUGACAUCCGGAUCCCUCCCACAGUGGACCUAAAGGAAUUUGAGGAACAGCUCACAUCAUGGUGCAAAACAGCUGGAGAAGGUGUUACAUAUGAGUUCCAGCAGAAAUACAUGGAUCAGACAGUUACCUCCACAGAGGAAUCUGAUCCCUGGUGGAAGGCAUUCAGUGACACCUGCAAAGACAUGAAUAUUAAGCUGAAGUGUGAGAUCUUCCCUGCUGCCACUGAUAGCCGCUACAUCAGAGCAACAGGUUGCCCUGCAAUUGGCUUUUCUCCCAUGAACUACACACCUGUGCUGCUUCAUGACCACAAUGAAUUCCUGAAUGAGCAGAUCUUCCUUCAUGGGAUUGAGAUCUAUACUCGCCUCAUCCCGGCACUGGCCAGUGUCCCUCCUCUGCAAGCAGAAGCCUGAGGUCCUAGCAGAUGGCAGUGAUUUGGGGUGAUUUGGUAAUGGUGGUGAUGGGGAGUGGGGAGAAAAACCAAAGAAACUGAGAAAGGACACUGUGAUAUUGUGACUGAGGGAUUAUGAUGCCUGAUGAUGUGUGUUUUGCCAAGAGGAAGUAGAAUUCCAGCACCCCUGGAUAUUACACAAGAGACAAAGAAAACUGGCAGCAUUAGUUAAUGAAACCACAUAUAAAUUAGGGUCUUAUUGAUAUCAAUGACUUUUUCUCUGCUGUAUACUAAUGAACAUAGAGAUCCUUCUUACAAUUCCAGAUGGAAAACCAUAUCUUUUUUUAUCUAGUAACAUUUUCUCCAUUUGGGGAUAAAAGGAUAGUCUUCAUAUCUUCUGAAUUAGCAAAUUCUAAGGCUUAGUUUCUCACUACUGAAACACAGUUGAACAGGAAAAGGAUACUGUCAUAUUAACUGUCCUCCGGGUACUACUGUAUCAUUUUGCUAUGUGGUUGGUUUUUUUUUUUUUAAGAAAAAGAAUUCAUUCACAUUGGCAAACCUAAGGAAAAAAUAAAAUGGAGAUGAAGGGCCUGAAAUCUUGAGAAGUUGGGGUCAGGUGAGAGUGCUAUUUAGGCUGCUGGGAUUGACAUGGAGUUAUUUUUUUUUCCUUUUUUUCUUUUACUUUCUCUGACCUGCCUAAUACUACUACGGAAGAUCAUCUCAGUUCUUAUAUAGAAUUCUAGCAAGGAGAAAAUUUCCCCAACGGUGCUAUAAUACUGAGCAUUUUUUAAAGUUUCCCUAUUCAUAAAGGAGAAUCAAGUAUGACACUUAACCUUUGCCCCAUAUGAGUUCUUUCAAAGAAAAAAAUGUUUUUGAAAGUAAAUGAAAGGGAUUUUGCAAUAGCAAUAGCACUUAAACUUAUAUACCACUUCCCAGUGCUUUAUACCCUCUCUAAGUGGUUUACAGAGUCAGCAUAUUGCCCCCCAGCAAUCUGGGUUCUCAUUUUAUCAAUCUCAAAAGGAUGGAAGGGUGAGCCAGUGAGAAUUGAACUUGCAAUAUUGCAUUCUAACCACUCUAGCAUCAUGGGUCUUUUUAUUAAAUAACGUUUAACUAUAGAGAGAGACCCAGGUCUUGAAGGAGGAGUUAAAAACUAAUACAACCUACUUAGGAACUUUUCUCCCUACUCUACUACCUCAUCCCACAGGAAGAUGGGGAUGUCCCUGAAUUUUCACUCCUUGAUGAUUCACUAGCGGUACAGCGGACUGCCUUAAUUAUCUAAUGAACCUGUAUUUCAGCUAAUUAUAAAUGAAUGCUAUUUGGAUUCUUUGAAUGCCAAACUUCUAAGGGUGAAAUGGAGAUGAUCUCACCAAUAGCAUGGAUGAUUUUUCUCCCAAGAAUACCUUGGGGAUGGCACUAUAUCAGAAUAGUGCAUCCUUUCCUUUGAGGCAUUCUUUUACAAAUUGUAACUGGAAUUCUGCUGAAAUAUUAAAGAUACUCAGCAUAGAGAUGUAUGGUUUAAGGAGACAUUUUCAGCCAAAUUUCCUUGAAUAAGAUGCCAAUCUCUAAAUAAUUUGUUAACACACACCUGCUUCUUGAACGUUAGCUAUGUUUCUCCCACUAACAGCAUUUGCAAAAAGCAAACCAUCCAACGAAAGGGCUAUUUUGCCCAGUCUUAUACAAGAUAUUUGAUUGAGACUGGAAAGUGAGAGAAGUUCUCCAGAUAUCAUAUUGACAUGUUUUAUCUCAGGUUCUCUUCAUCCAACUUGUCACUUGUAACAAAACCUGAAUUUCUUCCAGAAGGAUUAUUUUUCACACACUGCUUUAUUGCAAGAUCAUCCCAAUGUAUAUACACUGCCAGGUACACUUUCUCUUUUUCAUAUUGGAUAAGAUCUGUUAGAAAUUCUGCUCAAAUUUUCUGGUGUCAUAGAGCAACACAUACUUAGAGAAUAUGGAAAUUUCCCCCCUUUAUUAGUAGUCUAUUAACUACACAGUAGGUGAUUUUUAAUACAAAACUGAAGCACAGAUAACAACUCUGUGAUUUGUCUAUUAUGUAUGCAAUAAUAAUCUGUGAAAUUUACUGUGAAAAUAUAAAUGUUGUGUAAAGUUUUGUGAUCCAAAAUAUUCAGGUGUCAAAAUGGGGCUAAAUCAGGAUUCUUUUAAAAGCCUAGGGCAAAAAGGCUAACUCAUGCAUUUUUACAGUUCUGUAUAGUUUGGUACAAUCUUACUUGGUAGAAAAUCCUGAUGUGCUCUUUUGUCUUUUGGCAAACAUCCACUGAAUUGUUGCAUAUAUGAUUGUGGAGAUUUUAGAUGAACAUUUCUCCUUUGGGAAAAUGACACUUCCACAUAAGUCUAUAGUAUCAAAAUUGUGUUUAGAAUUGGUUCUUUGUUUCUUCUGUUUGCCAUGUUCCAGGAUGAAUUCCUUUUCUAAGUUAAGUUUGGCUGAAAACAGAAAUAACAGAACUAUAUGUGGUUAUUAGAUUGAUAACUCAUAACUGUAUACUUGGAACAUGAAGAAAAACCUGCUUAUGGGCUUCCAAGAGGCUUUCAGUGCUCUUUGAUCUAAUACAACCUAUGGGAGAGGGGGGGACAGCAUCUUGUCUAACAUAAAUUUAAGUUGCCAUUGCCCACAUGAACAAAAUGGUUCAUGCCAUGGAUUAUAGCAAUGUUUUUUCAAAGCUGGCAACUUUUAAGAUGUUCCCCAUGUUAAAAAUUUUUUGGCAAGACUUCAAAAGUGGUUUGCUAUUACUGGCUUUCAAGGGCCAAAAGAGAAUGAUCUGUCCAACUGGCUUUGGGCCUAAGGCGUAACUAGAACGUCCACCUGUCUCCUGAUACUAGUCUGGUGCCUUAACCACUAUAACAAACUGGCUUUCGUAUACCUCAUUCACAGCACAGAAAGACUGUUUUUCCUCAGGUAGAAACCUACAACACAUAUAGCUUUCAGCAUGAUAUAACUAUUCCUAGUUUCUAUAAAUGUUGAGAAAACCAGCUAUAUAAACUUGUAUGUCAGAAAUAUAAGAGCAGCCAGCAUUAUCAUUUCACUCUGUCUUUUUCCUCAGCAGACUAUGAAUGGCCAUAUAUGAGAGUUUAAAAGGAACUCUUGGUCUUUCUUAAAUCAUGUGUUCUUUGCUGUCCUUCCUAUCUAAAUAUAGAUAUAAAUUUA
Molecule: messenger RNA, 4551 nt
Organism: Crotalus tigris (Tiger rattlesnake)
Lineage: Eukaryota; Metazoa; Chordata; Lepidosauria; Squamata; Viperidae
Gene: ACY1
Product: aminoacylase 1
Exons: 15
Coding region: 163-1413 (416 amino acids)
Biological process (GO): amino acid metabolic process
Cellular component (GO): cytoplasm
Molecular function (GO): aminoacylase activity
Source: RefSeq, a predicted model, not a curated record